GAAGGGAGAAUUUGCGACGAACACGGAGAUGACAUACCACCGAAUACUCCGCCACCUCCGCGUCCAUCAAAUCGUGGACCAGACAACUGGACACCAUAUGCUAAUCGAGUCGAAUUCGAAGUCGCAGACUUCCUCUACCGUCGCAACCAGAUGUCGGGGGGCGAUAUUGACUUUAUAUUCAACCUGUGGGCCGCCUCAUUAGCGGCUCAUGGCGAAACACCGCCCUUCACAAACCACGUUGAGAUGUACAACGUCAUUGAUUCGACGCCUCUAGGUGACGUCGCCUGGCAGAGUUUUAGCUCUGAAUAUAAUGGUGCUCUACCUGAAGGUGACAUUCCGACAUGGAUGACAUCCGAGUAUGAUGUGUGGUUCCGAGAUCCUCGGAUCCUCGUGCACAACAUUCUCUUCAACCCAGACUUCGAAGGCGAAUUCGACUACGCUCCGCUACAGGAGUAUGAUACCAGCAACGGAGCACAUCGCUUUCAGGACUUUAUGUCCGGUGAUUGGUGUUGGAAGCAGGCCGAUUUGAUUGCCAAGGAUCCCAAUACAAUUGGAUCUAUGUUCGUUCCAAUAAUCCUUGGCAGCGACAAGACUACUGUCUCCGUCGCUACUGGACACAACCAGUACUGGCCGGUUUAUAUGUCGAUCGGCAACAUCCGCAACAACGUGCGACGUGCACACCGCAACGGUGUUGUAUUGCUGGGCUUCCUAGCCAUCCCGACAACUGACAAGGAGUCCGCCAAAGACGCACACUUUCGAAAAUUCCGCCGUCAGCUUCUCCACUCAUCGCUGGCGAAGAUGCUGGAAUCCCUCAAACCAGGUAUGACAACACCCGAGGUUGUACGCUCCCCCGAUGGUCAUUUUCGACGUGCAGUGUAUGGCCUUGGACCAUAUAUUGCCGAUUAUCCCGAGCAAGCAUUGCUCGCUUGCAUCGUUCAAAACUGGUGC
Messenger RNA from Suillus clintonianus, 948 nucleotides. RefSeq lists its product as uncharacterized. The annotation marks the transcript as partial. The record is from RefSeq and is a predicted model, not a curated record. The transcript is spliced from 3 exons. NCBI's taxonomy places the organism in Eukaryota, Fungi, Basidiomycota, Agaricomycetes, Boletales, Suillaceae.